UCCUCUACCGGAGCACACAGCGGCUACCCGAACUAGAGAGGAGGAGCGACGCAGCAGCAGGCUGACAGACAGCGGUUCUACUAUCUUCCAUAAUGUAGACCCAACAGAGAGUACGCUACAUUGACCCAAGCGCACCGAGCUUUGGUGGAAAUACCUGCGGAGCGAGGCGUCUUUCUUUGGAGAAAAUGAAGGACCUGACGGGCUGCGGAAUGCGCUCCUCGGUGGGCUUUCUGUCCCGCAGGGAGCUGACAGGUCAGCCGCUCAUGAUGGAGGAAUUCCAGAGACGCAGGCUGGCUGGCUGCACCAGCCUCUACAAGAAAAACAUGGAGGGACAUUUUGGCUGCGUCAAUGCCAUAGAGUUUUCCAAUAACGGCGGAGAGUGGUUGGUGUCCGGAGGAGAUGACAGACGAGUGCUGCUGUGGCACAUGGAGAAAGCCAUUCACUCCCAUUCAAAGCCAGUAAAGCUGAAGGGAGAGCACCUCUCCAACAUCUUCUGCCUGGCUUUUGACAGCACCAACAAAAGGGUCUUCUCUGGUGGAAAUGAUGAACAAGUGAUUCUUCAUGAUGUAGAAAGACGGGAAACUCUGAAUGUGUUCCUGCAUAUCGACGCUGUGUACAGUCUCUCCGUCAGCCCGGUCAACGACAACGUGUUUGCCAGCUCCUCCGAUGAUGGUCGCGUUCUCAUCUGGGACACCCGCGAGCCGUCACACGGAGAGCCGUUCUGCCUGGCUAGCUACCCAUCAGCCUUCCACAGUGUGAUGUUUAACCCCGUGGAGCCUCGGCUGCUCGCCACAGCCAACUCUAAAGAGGGCGUUGGAUUGUGGGACAUCCGUAAGCCACGCAGCUCGCUGCUCCGUUAUGGAGGCAGCAUGUCUUUGCAGAGCGCCAUGAGCGUUCGCUUCAACAGCACAGGAACUCAGCUGCUGGCUCUCCGGCGCCGUCUGCCGCCCGUGCUCUACGAGCUGCACUCCCGCCUGCCCAGCUUCCAGUUUGACAACCAGGGCUACUUCAACUCGUGCACCAUGAAGAGCUGCUGCUUUGCCGGGGACAAAGAUCAGUACAUCCUGUCUGGAUCGGAUGACUUCAACCUUUACAUGUGGAAGAUCCCAAACGACCCAGAAGCAGGAGGCCCUGGUCGAGUGGUGAAUGGAGCUUUCAUGGUUCUGAAGGGCCACCGCUCCAUAGUCAACCAGGUUCGCUUUAACCCUCACACCUACAUGAUCUGCUCCUCUGGUGUGGAGAAAGUCAUCAAGCUGUGGAGUCCCUACCAGCAGCCUGACAGUGAGGGGGACCUGGAGAGCCGGGUGGAGGACAAAUCACGCAGCCUCUACUCCCACGAGGAGUACAUCAACCUGGUGCUGAACAGCGGCAGUGGGCUGUCCCACGACUACAUCACCCAGUCUAUAGAGGAGGACCCACGCAUGAUGGCUUUCUUUGACUCCUUGGUACGCCGAGAGAUCGAGGGCUGGAGCUCAGACUCUGACAGUGAUCUGAGUGAGGGUGCCAUCAUGCAGCUUCAUGCUCGUGGGCGCCGUUCCACACGGGCCACAUCAGCAGCUCCUGCUGCUGCCACAGCCACGACUACUGCUACUUCUGAGCACCGCAGUGACUCGGAUAACUCCUCUUCCUCCUUUUUGGCUGGACCCGAUGGUUCAGGAGGGGACGAACCAGGCAGAGAGGAUGGGGAGGAGUGCCCCAGGAGACGAAGGAGGCCGCAUCAUCAGUCGGGCUUCCUGGUGAAUGAAGAUUCAGACUCAAGUGAAUUUUGGCUUGACCCCAUGCCCCGUCCUCGAUCCCCUAGUCCCAGGGACAACUCCACCCUCUCCAGCGCUACAUCCUCACCUUCUCUUCCUGCCGGAGCCUCCAGCUCAUCCACGUCCACAUCCACUUCCAGUUCCAGCAGUGACGAUGAGGAGCGGCGCAGCUCGGUGAGGCGCCAAAACGUCAUGAGGCGUCAGCGCAUGCAGGUGGUCCUUAGAGGUGCGACUCCUCAGAGGUCCAUCCAGGCUCUGUUCUCAGCGAUUGACUCCUGCAACUACCCAUCGAUCUCAGUCGAUGAGGUGUCGUCGUCCUCUUCAGCUGAGGAACAAAACUCCCUCCAAAUCAAGCCGCAAACCGUCGGCGUCACGGAGGAGGACAAGUGUCUGAGUCCAUCUGACUUUGUGUGUCCAAGUCCAGAAAUGUCUCCUCAGAGUCACGUGAAUGAGGACGAGGACAGGACAGAGCAGGACAGACACACUUCUGCUUCUCCCCUGUUGCUGGAGGCCUACAGGACUGAUGGUCUGGAGCCGGUUUUAGUCAGCCCUGAUAGUGGAGAGGCCACCAGGAGCUCGGCGGCAGCAGACAGCAGCCCCCAGAGCCGACCCGGUUCGGGGAUAAACGGGCAGCACCGGCCUGUGACUCCAGCUAACCCAUGUGUGUCCUCGGAGUCGGAGGAAGAGACUGCAGCUGAAGACCGGAGGAGAGAGAAGGGCUCUCUGAAACGGACUCACACAGGUUCAGAGCGGCGAGCCGAGAGAGCCGAGCUCCUCCCACACACAAAGAGCUGAAGCUGCCUCCUGAUCUAAAACAACUUUUUUGUUAGGAACUGAAUUUUCUAUGUUUUGUUUUUUGUUUUUCUACACUCCAGCUUUUUCAGUGUUUGACUCGUCAUGUAACGAGAUCUGCUGAUGAGCUGGAGAUGUUAAAAAGGAAAGCGUGAUGGAUGUUUGUUCUAUCGUUUAGAUCAAAUAGUUGGGACAGUGUUGCCAUCCUUUAGGUCUAACCUCAGAUUACAUCCAGCUGUACAUAAGCUAGCUGUUGUUCUAAGUGACAAGCAUUUAUUUUAUGUGGUUCUAGUGUUUGCUUUUAUGUUUCUUCUGCUCUGGUUGCUGCAGAAAGCUCCACCUAGAUCGAGUCGAUCCACAACGGAACUCCUGCAUUUCAUUCUGAGCUCAGCUUUGGGUUUGUCGGUAUUUUAAGUGUUUCUAUGCUGACACUAAUUUAGGGUGCCUGAAGAAGUUGCUGCCUGGAGGGAAUCGGUUAGUAUAAACUGCAUUGGAAAUAUGCUAACAGAGAUGUGUGUGUGUGUGUUUCAUGAUUCAGUUCCUAGGUUCUGUUACAAAACCGUUCUCUUUUAUUUUCUUGACACGAAACAAAAUUGAGUUCUUCUGUGGCAAACGGGCCGUUCUGAUCCAGAAGCUGUGGACGGUUUCAUAAAUUGUUUCAUCAUCCUGAAACACAUCGACGGUUUAAAAGGAUUGAAAACAAACAGCUUUAUUUAAGUUUAGAGUUCUGUCAACAUGGACUCAACGCUGUGGUGACGGUGACAUGAAGACGGUUCAUCCCGGGUAGCCAGUGUCGGCGGCUUUAAUUUAAAAUGAUGUAAUAAGUUAUGAAUCUUCAGUGUGUGAGCUGUCAUGGGUAAAUGGAUGUUUCGGCCAUUUUGAAGUGUUUCUGUGUAAAAACAAUAAAUAAUUCCUAUCUUAUAAUAGCUUCUUCAACAACCUCUUCUCACAGGACUGAUAAGCUAACGACUAGUUAAAAGACUGAAGGUAAUUGCUGCUCUUUAAACAGCUCUUCAAAACUUCACAACGGUUCAGGUUAAUUUUGUUUAGUAAACCUUAAGUUUUACAUCAUACAGGUAUUGCUGCUGGUGCUUUUGGUUAUUUACAGAGGUGAAAAUCACCAGAAGCUCCAAGAAGAAGCCCUUGUUCUGCAUCAACUAGGGAUUUUAAAUUCAGUCAUUCAGUAGUUUGUUGGAAAUGUGAGCGAGCAAAAUGUGUUUCUCAAGCCAGCCUAGAAAAAUAAGUACUAACAAUAACGAAGAAAUAAGUUACAGUUGUACUAGUGACCCUCUGCCUGAGGAAAAGAGGGUGAAUAGCUCCUGGGCUUCUGUGAUCUGCUUCCUGUGAGUUGGGUCAGUCAGAACCACCAACAGCUGCUGUCCUAAAACAAACCCAGCCAUAAUUUCACAACCGUUGAUGCAGAUAUAAUUUAUGAAUCUAUACCAUCGUGUUUUAUACUUCUAACUGUUGCAGAUUUUACUGCCGGAUGCAUCAGCGAUUACAUUUAAAUAAUCUGUCCAGAAGAUGGUCCAGAAUGCUUAUAAAGACCGGAACUGUUUAUAACUUAAAAAUGGCGUAAAUUAACCUUUAAUGAUCAGUUUGAAUUCAGAUAUGUAAUGUUUUUAAUGAGAGGGUUGUUCUUAUUUUAUUUUAUGAAGCUGUGACAAAUUUGUUUUAUUAAAAAAUGGACGACAGUUAUGUAUUUACAUACUGACUUCCAGUGGCGCCCCCAAGGGGUGGCUGUCCACACCCAGUGAAAAGCAGUGUUCUUUAAUAAGUCCGAUUAUUACUGUUGUUGUUUUUUUAAGUGAAAAUGAAUAAAGGAGCAUUUAUUGCAUCACUACAGGUUAAACUUCCCCAGAGUUACCACAAAGAUCAAUUUGGCGUGCCACCCCAAAUUUUUCUUUGGCGCCAAGGCCACCCUCAUGAAACCUUUCUGGGGGCUCCACUGCUGACUUGAGAUGAACUAAAAUAAGUUAGUUUUGCACAAUUUCUCGUAAACCUUCCAACUUCCCUAAAGUUUAGACCUUCAUGUCAAUCUGAGAGGUUUUCACUGAGGAUUAAUACCUUAUUCUCACCCAUGUAAAUCUGUAAUUUCACUCAUGGAAGGAACUUUGCAAUAAACUUAAAAUGUGAAUUUUUAAAUAAAUGUCUGAUGUUUAAAUGAG
This is a messenger RNA of Nothobranchius furzeri (turquoise killifish), 4714 nucleotides long. RefSeq names its product ddb1 and cul4 associated factor 5 (gene dcaf5). Gene Ontology annotation, molecular function: protein binding. NCBI's taxonomy places the organism in Eukaryota, Metazoa, Chordata, Actinopteri, Cyprinodontiformes, Nothobranchiidae. Gene Ontology annotation, cellular component: Cul4-RING E3 ubiquitin ligase complex; cytoplasm. The record is from RefSeq and is a predicted model, not a curated record.